This is a messenger RNA of Paramecium sonneborni, 205 nucleotides long. The record is from the annotation of a GenBank genome assembly. Lineage: Eukaryota; Ciliophora; Oligohymenophorea; Peniculida; Parameciidae.
AAGAAGGAAAUGACAAAUAAACAGAUGAUAAAAUUGAAAAUAAAGAUAGACCUAUUUGAUAAACUAAAUAAAGAAAAUAACCUUUAAAAAAAGGUGGUGCUCAUUCUAAAUAGAUUACUAUAAUGUAAGAAUAUUAAGGAUUAGAUCCUAGAAAUGUUACUAAAGAAUCUAACUUAUUUAUUGGGAGUGAAUUUCAUAUAGUGAA